Molecule: messenger RNA, 1521 nt
Organism: Drosophila santomea
Lineage: Eukaryota; Metazoa; Arthropoda; Insecta; Diptera; Drosophilidae
Product: probable serine/threonine-protein kinase DDB_G0281745
Exons: 1
Coding region: 638-973 (111 amino acids)
Source: RefSeq, a predicted model, not a curated record
CGCAACAAACGUUCGACUGUGCUCGUUUUCCUUCGUGUUGUGGCUUCCAGUUUUUCCUGGCUAUGCACUUGGCAUUAUGCCUACUAACCCUAUUUUCGCAGCAGUUCGCAGCGAGUCCCAUUUUUCAACUUGCAUGCGGAUACACACGCACACACACACUCGGUUUUUCCUUUUCCCAGAAACUGAGGCGCAACCCCCACGAAACGGAAAGUUUGUGCAGCGGCAGAACGAACUGUGUUUGUGGCACUCGAAUUUGGGACACAUUCCUGUAAAGGACGCAGCUCCGGUCAGCUGCUUCUCAAAAUCGACAAAAAGGAGUCACAAAAAACGCGCGCGGUGCAUUUAGCCACAAAUCUCUGAAAGUGAAAAUAUAAAUAUUGAAACAGUGAACCCAGCACCGCAAGCACAAGUGAAAUACACUGAAAACAGUGCUUCGUUUAUGUAGAACCUAAGGGAUAGAAAUACGAUUCGGGAAAGGGAAAGCUGCAGCGUUGCUCCUGUUUGCCAAAUAUUGAUUCGCAAGUGUGCCGCUGAAAAAUCGAUUAUUAAAGCCACUUUCCACACAGCUGGUGGUUGUUGUUGCUGCGAGGAUGGAGGUGGUGCCCGAGGUGGUGGUUGCAUAGGGUUGCGUGCCGCGAUGUGGGAAAUCAACAGCAACAUUGGCACAUCCACAUCCAGAUCCAGAGGCACACUUCCAACUGUUUUGACGUGGUCGGGUUCCAAUGGCGCUGGCACUACCGAAUGCUGCAGCGCAGCCUUGCAGCCAUCCAGCGGCGACGCGUUGCAUGUGCAGCAACAACAGCAGCAGCAACAGCAACAGCAGCAGCAACAUCAGCAGCAACAGCAACAGCAGCAACAACAGCAGCAGCAGGAUACGAAAACGAGGAUGACAACGACCACAGGCAAACGCGGAGGACACAGAUACAGAAGCAGGCUCAGUCACCGAUGCACAGCAACAAUUGCUGCAUAUUAGCCAGCGAAGUAAAGUUAAACAUAACCAUAAACCAAAAGACUAGCCGAAAUGUACUCAAAAACCAACACAAGUGGAAAGCAUUAAUCGAAAAGCCAAACUCUAUGCAUCGCACAAAGUCACGUUAAGUAUACGACGCGUAUUUCCAGCUGCAAAACGAACCAAAAACGAACCGAACGAAUCGAAACGCACAGGUGCAUCUGCAGACCCCACUACGCCCCUUUUAGCCCCCAUUUCAAAACCCCAACCCCUCAUUAAGCCACCCCUUCUGGGGUAUCUACACCAAUUGACAAGCAAUCGAGGCAAAGCAGUAUGAAUGAACUUGUUUAGUCGACAAUUUUUUAAGUGCACUUUCGUAAGGCUGAUUUUCAAUUUAUUUCGAUGUUGUGCUUCUACACCCAAAAAACAAAAUAACAAAAUAACAAGUAACAAAUACAAGCAUAGCAGAAGAAACCCAAGCAAUGAACCAAGUGAAAGUGUGAGUGUUUAGUGUUUAAAGCGGACGCGAAACCCGGACAUUUGAGAGCCUUUGUGAGUAAACGGCCGCCACU